UCAUUUUUUAUUUUUUUCUUAAUUAAUUUCCUUUUUUCGUUUUGCGUUGAGCGUUAAAUACUUCAAUUCAAUUCUCGCCGAGGUUUUCGUGUAGCUGCCAUCAUCUCGCACAGAGACAUGCUGCUACUCGUCGUCGUUGAUCCACGCGCCGCUUUCCUCCGCCGUUGAUUCAUCGCUGCUCCUCUUGGUUUGUUUCUUUGGUUCUUCUCAGGGAGGGAGCCACAAAUCGAAAUCAUUUUAUGGUGUGCCCAUGAGCAGAACUGAUGCUAUUGGCAGUAGAAGGAGGAGGGUUCUUCUCGUCUUCGGCUUCAGGAUAUAGCAAGGGCCUGAGCCUUCUUCUGCUGGGUCAGAGGAGUGAGGAUAAACCCAUGAGAGUUGCGCCGUGGAACCAUUACCAGUUGGUAGAACAAGAAUCUGACACUCAGCUCCAGCUGGCUUCCACAAAGAACUACCUUCCCCGCGGGUGUGCCUCCUUUGUUUGCUUUGGUCGCACUUCCGCAGGGCAUGACACUCCAUCUCCUCUCAAAGUGGGUCCUGCUCAACAGCAUGAUGUCUCCUCAGGGUCAUUUGUUUCCAACCAGGGAAAGGAUCCCUCUACUCAAAUUGAUAAUGAGAAUGAUAAUAGAAAGGUUGUACUUAAAAGUAGCUUGAAAAGGCCGCGAAUUAAUAAAUCAGUGGACGCUGCUAAUGAACAUGAAGCAUCAGAUGGAAAGGUAGCUGAUGCUCCUGGUGCCCAACCAGAGAGGAGGAGAGUGCAGUGGACAGAUGCUUGUGGUAGUGAGCUUGUUGAAAUACGAGAAUUUGAGCCCAGUGAGGAUGAUGGAUCAGAUGAUGAAUUUGAAAAUGGAAGUGGCAGGACUUGUUCCUGUGCGAUUAUGUAAAGCGGAGUCAUAAUUGAUGAUAGGAUCAGAUCACAUUCAUCGGGUUAUUCACUGCUAACACAAUCCAUCACUCGACCUGAGGCAAAAAUGGAGCAAAUAUUUUUCAGUCAUGUGGAGAUACAUACACCAACACCACCUUGAUUAAGCGAUUAUUUGUGUCUAUAAAUUGCUUGCUGCGGCUUUAAAUUUUGCUCCUUCACCCUUCAACAAUUUGUUGUAUAAUUCUUGUCAUGUGUGAAUUCUUUACCUUUGAUUCAUCAUUUUUAUGCUACAUUAUGUAUUUUUAUAUGGAUUAACAGAAGUUAAGUUAUAUUCUAUGGCGUUCUCUAGAAGAUUUGAGUUGGGUGGUGAUAUGAUCCAGCAAAAGGUGCAAUGACAUUGUUUUUGCAACGUAGCCAACUCCAGCCAGUGGGAUAUAGCUUUAGUUUUGUUGUAUGUUAUCUAGAAGAAAGGUAAUACAAAUGUAAAAUUUUGUAAAGAAUCAGGGUUGUCAUGA
This is a messenger RNA of Arachis duranensis, 1377 nucleotides long. RefSeq lists its product as uncharacterized. The record is from RefSeq and is a predicted model, not a curated record. NCBI's taxonomy places the organism in Eukaryota, Viridiplantae, Streptophyta, Magnoliopsida, Fabales, Fabaceae. The transcript has 3 exons. Bases 264 to 881 code for a protein of 205 amino acids.